CAGGAGACUGUGACAGCAACAGUCUUCAGUCAGAGGCCUCUUCACAUUCAUUGCAAGAUUGACUGCAAGUGGAGACUUUCUGAAGGUACUUGUAUGAGAUGAGUUUUUGAAUAGUGUCUGCCAUGGCUUCAUCUGCUUGCAUAAAACGGAUGAUACUCGGUGAUGGUCCCCUGAUCUUGGAUGGUGGACUUGCAACUGAACUAGAGGCGCGUGGAGCUGAACUUCAGGGGGAUCCUUUAUGGAGCGCCAGGCUUUUGCACACGAACCCCCAGGCAAUAAAGGAGGCUCAUUCCAGGUUUCUCCUCAGCGGCGCUGAUGUCAUCACGACUGCAACGUACCAGGCGAGCGUCCAGGGAUUCAUCAGCCACCUGGGCGUGAGCUGCGAUGAGGCCAGAGAGCUGCUGAUGUCCGGAGUUCAUCUGGCCAAAGAGACGGUGGAGACUUUCCGCCCCGGGGACAGAAGUCUGUUGGUGGCGGGCUCCGUUGGGCCAUACGGAGCCUUCCUCCAUGAUGGAUCGGAGUACAGCGGGGCGUACGCGCAGAGGAUGAGCGUGGAAGAGCUCAAACUAUGGCAUAAGGCGCAGGUGGAGUGCUUAGCAGCAGCGGGGGCCGACCUCGUGGCUUUUGAGACCAUCCCGAGUAUCAAAGAGGCCCAGGCCGUGGUGGAGCUGCUGAGGGAGUUCCCGGACUGCAACGCCUGGCUGUCGUUCUCCUGUAAGGACGAGAAGCACAUUUCGGACGGCAGCCCGUUCGUGGACGCCGUUCGGCUCGCCUGCAGGUCGCCCCAGCUGCUCGCUGUGGGAGUCAACUGCUGCCACCCGGCGGUGGUGGAGCCGCUGCUGGACUCGGCCAGGGCGGCCCUGGGCCCCGGCGUGAGCUGGGUGGUGUACCCAAACAGCGGGGAGGAGUGGGACGCCGAGCAGGGAUGGCCGAGGUCAGAGUGGACGGCAGGAUGGACGCCCGAGCUGAGCGGCGCCUGGCUGAAGCAGGGAGCCGCCCUGUUAGGUGGCUGCUGCCGCAUCGGUCCGGCUCACAUCGCAGCGUUGAGGCGGCAGCUGAAAGGAAGCAGCUCGUCUUCAUCGGAUCCGGCCGACAGCAACACAUGAAGAGCGUUUAUGAUCCUGUCAAAACCCGUAAAAAAAAACAACCUCAAAGCUCUCCUUCAUCAUGUCGGAUUAACUUCAAUAAAGUGGUAUUUGGUGAAACAGUGGUUCGCGUUUGGUUACACAGCACACCUUGUACAGUCGUCUAACUGCAGUCUCUCAAAUAAAAUGAUUCGUCGUUUUGGAUUUUAUCAUUUGUAUUUUCAUCCCGUCAAAUGACGUAGAGCAGGGGUGUCAAACUCAAUUUGAUUUUGGGCCAAAUCAAGAUCGUGAAUGUUUUUAGAAGUGCCUGAAUGUUUUUCUGAAACCCGUUAAACUUAAAAUAUAAAUAAAUCCUUAAAAUGAAAUUAUAUUAUUUAUCCAAUAUUAUUUGCAAUUUUGCGAUUGUUUUUGGGAGUUUUUACACUAACAGUCAAAGUGUUUGUGGUACCGAUUUAGAAAUAUUUGCACUCAUGUAUGAUGGGGAAAUGCAAAUUUUUAUUACUCGUUACUCACAGGAGUAAGAAACACAUUCACCUGUAAGUGGAAAUAAAAAGCACCUUGGAUCUAUUUUUGUGAAAAAUCUGCAAUAAACUCACAAUUACGUAUUAGCGCAAAAAAAGUGCAGGGACUUGUUGACUUUGUGUGAAUUUUCACGAUAAUUUGCAAAAAAGUGGAGGGACUGAUUGAUGGAUUUUGGCAGAUAAAAACUGCUGUGAUUUGAUUGAUAAAAUAACAUUUAAGCACACUGUUAUCUUGACGGCUCUAUUUCUGCGUCCCGUUAGAGUCUAGAGGGCCACAUGAAAAGCUAUGCUGGCAGAAAACAGUGAAGGUUGCAGGUUAAAUGCAUUCAUGUAUGUACAGUUUAGGACCAAAUUAUUGACCUGUCAGAUUCAGGUUAGCCCAGCCAGAGUCAAAAACGGAAUCGGAUAUUAUAGUGACUCGCUCUUAAUCAAAGAAAACAAAAAACCCUCAGACUGGGUCGACCUUCUGGAUCCAAUGAACGAACACUUGAGGAUCGUCAUUGGUCUUGCCGUCUCCGACAAGAUGCUAAUUUUAAAGUUGCACACUUGCAGUCAACUUAGUACAACCAAAAUGUUCACAUGAUUGCUGCAACGCAGUGUUCAACAGCGACAAACGACGGUCAAAAUAUGUGCACACCUGCUGAGAGCUGACCUGUGACUCCGUUUAACUCAAAGAAAGCCACCUACUGUGACUUUUAGGUAUUGCACCAAGCAGAAAAUGAACACGAGGCUCCAAAAUAUGGCUCUAACUGAGAGAGAAUCUGUGGAGGGGCGAACAGAUCGGGGUGAUGGAAAGGCGACUUGAAAGACUUGGAGUUCAUCACCAGAGAUAAAUAUUGAGAGAUGACCUUCUACUUUAUCAGAAACAAACCUUUUAUUUAAAUUUAAACCCAUCUGGGUUAUAAAUAAAUCAAAAUUAUGUUUGGUCAAAGCUUGCUCUUGUGUUUUGUUGAUUUUCAUGGCAGAACCUCAGUUUUCCACAAGAGUACAAGUCUCUUUACGCACAAAGCUGGUUGAGACAUCUUCCCGUUUACUUUCCACUUUACAAGUCUGCACUAUUUUGCGUUGGUCUAACACAAAAUCUCAAUAUAGUACACACAGGUGUGCUGUUGUAGCCAGGUAUGAAUACUUCUGCACGGCACUGUCACUUGUAGAGAGAGAAAUUGGACAGCUUCAUGGUGUUAUUUUUAAAAAAAUCUGAUUUUAUUGUAAAAUGAAUAACUACGAGAAUCCCACGUGAACAGGCUUGCUUAAUCACAUCUGUGUUAGCUGAAACACAGAUGGCAUCACAACGCUGCAAACCAAACCGUGUUCACAGAAAUGAAAACAUGAGGAUCGCAUUUUUAAAGAGAUGUGACACGCAUGUACAGCUCUUUAAAAAAAAACCAACAAAAAAAACCAUGACGAUCCACAUAUCUGUUACUGGAGGAUUUCACGAAUCACGGCAGAACGUUGGCCGCUUUCACAACACUUUGACUGGACGCCAUUUCCACUGAACUAAACCACUGCGAACCAGGCGAGCGACAUUUCCACUGACUGUACCUGUACAAUAAACACUGUUGUUGCGUCAUUUCUGUACCAAACGGGAUUGUGGGUAAUGCUGUUGUGCGUUUUCUAGGCAGAACUAGCUCGAUAUGAAGCCCACAGUACCGCUGCAGCCAGGUUAGGGUGAAGAGAAAGACCUGGGACUGUGUUCACACCAAUGUGUCCACGAUAAAGAGAUGAUGGCUAAGAGCAGCAGUGAUUGAACUAAAAAAAAAUUCUAGAGUUUUGAUGUUUAAAGUAAGUUUUUAAACCUUCAAAAGUGUUGAUGCGACUGUUUGCUUCUGAAGCUUUACCAAACACUCGUCAAACUUUACCAAACACAUGUGGCCAUUGUAGAAGGAGAAAAAAAAAAGUAAAUAUCUGCCAAAAGACAUUUCGGAUUAAUCUCAGAAUUUUUC
This is a messenger RNA of Xiphophorus couchianus (Monterrey platyfish), 3549 nucleotides long. Its product is annotated as homocysteine S-methyltransferase. NCBI's taxonomy places the organism in Eukaryota, Metazoa, Chordata, Actinopteri, Cyprinodontiformes, Poeciliidae. Gene Ontology annotation, molecular function: zinc ion binding; S-adenosylmethionine-homocysteine S-methyltransferase activity. The transcript is spliced from 9 exons. Gene Ontology annotation, biological process: S-methylmethionine cycle. The record is from RefSeq and is a predicted model, not a curated record. The coding region runs from base 123 to 1106 and encodes 327 amino acids.